GAGAGAGAGAGAGAGAGGGGGGACUGAGAGAGAGGGAAGAGAAAGAGGGCUGGCCAGGGGAAACCAAUAAGGAUAGUCUAAGGCUUAAAACCUCACGUUUCUGGUGGAAAAUGGAAAUAGCUGCCUUUAUUGUGACCGUCUUGUGCUUGUCUUCGCUUUCCUUUGGUGAUACUGGAAGUGAAGGAUCUGACGAUCAGGAGGACACUGGCAACUCUACGUUAAUCCAGAAUGCUGAGAUGAGAGAUGAGGAGAGGACUGAGAGAGGAGAUGGAAUGCUCAUCGAGCCAGAACCCACUUCACCAGUCUCAGACAUGGACAAUAACUACAAUUAUGUGUUGUCAAGACUAGCAGCGAUGGACCAGGCCAUCCACCGGCUAAAUGUUGGCCACUACACCCUGGAUGUCAAAGUGACCCAAAUACUGGAGAGGAUCACCAGGCUGGACAACAAGCUCUCUGAGAUGGAGGACAGCCUGCAACAGGUCUCCCACUUCAGCAAGGAGAACCGCAAGGAGAUAGGACGUCUGGAAGGCUGUCAGAAGGGUCGACGUGUGGGCUACAAGUGCUUCCUGGUUUACCGCGUGUACGACACAUAUGCAGGCGCAGCCCAGAAGUGUCUGGAGCGCGGCGGUCGGAUGGCUAUGCCACGCGACCGCAAGGAGCAGGAGGCCCUGGCUGAGUACGUGCGCGCCGUCUUCCAACCUGGGAACUGGCCUGUGUGGCUGGGCAUCAACGACCUCCGCUCAGAGGGUCUGUACCUCUUCGAGGACACUACCCGUGUCACCUACUUCCAGUGGCGCAAGCACUUCCUGUCCAGUCAGCCGGACGGAGGGAAGCGGGAGAACUGUGUGUCCAUGUCAUCAGAUGACGGAGACUGGUGGGAUAACUACUGCGACAGGCGCAUGUAUUACCUCUGUGAGUUUGAGGCCUGAUCUACAGACUUCACACACACAACCUGUGUUGUCAUAGGAAUGUAAUUGACGCUGUAGGACUCGGUAGAACUGACACUAAGUUAUCAGAAGAUGUAGCCUCUAUUUAGCAACUAAUAAAUAGCCUUUUAAAGGACAUUCAUUUCAAAGCAGCCUGCUCUGGAUAAAAUGUUUGAUGAAUUUGAUGUUAGAAAACAUAUUUAUUUUUCACUUGUGUAAUUUGUACUGUAAAACAAUUACGCACAGAAUAAUGCCAUAUUAUAGUGCAACUAGUGAUUGAUAUUCUGAACAUUAUCUUUAUUGAAGCUGAAUGAUUGUGUGCUUAAAUGUAUAUAUUUAGGUUUAUAGAUAACUGCCGAAUAGAGUAGAUUAUAUUUGAGAAUGUAUGGUGACUUCAUGACAAAAACAUCUUUCAGAUUAUUAUGAAGCUUUUGGUGUGGUUAGACAUAGUCUACACACAAAAUGAUAAUAAACAAGUCUGAUACCAUGCAACUAA
Molecule: messenger RNA, 1422 nt
Organism: Clupea harengus (Atlantic herring)
Lineage: Eukaryota; Metazoa; Chordata; Actinopteri; Clupeiformes; Clupeidae
Gene: clec11a
Product: C-type lectin domain containing 11A
Biological process (GO): ossification
Molecular function (GO): growth factor activity
Source: RefSeq, a predicted model, not a curated record